ACCCUGAACCGUGUGAGCGGACGUUUCGCCUCCCAGCGGAGACUCCCGGUGUUCGUGAGACGGUGACCAGGCCUCGCGGGCUCCUCGCCAUGAGUUACGGAAGGCCUCCCCCGGACGUCGACGGCAUGACUUCGCUCAAAGUGGACAACCUGACGUACCGGACCUCCCCAGAAACCCUCCGGCGGGUGUUCGAGAAGUACGGCCGGGUCGGCGACGUCUACAUCCCGCGCGAUCGCUACACGAAGGAGAGCCGCGGCUUCGCCUUCGUGCGUUUUCACGACAAGCGCGACGCCGAGGACGCGAUGGACGCCAUGGAUGGCGCGCUCCUGGACGGACGGGAGCUCCGGGUUCAGAUGGCCCGGUACGGAAGACCCCCCGACUCCCACAACGGAGGCGGCGGCGGCGGUGGCGGCGGCGGAGGAGGAGGUGGCGGACGGCGAGGAGGAGCGCCCCGGAGGCACGGAGGAGGUUAUGGCCGCCGAAGCAGGAGCUCUUCCCGCAGCCCGAGACAAAGAAGACGCAGCAGAUCCCGCAGCAGGAGCCGCUCUCGUUCCCGCAGCCGAUCCCGCUCCAGCAGAUCCCGCUCCUACUCCAGAUCCAAGUCCCACUCUCCCAGGAACAAGGACACCAAGGCCAAGUCCCAUUCUCGCUCCAGAUCAAAAUCCAAGUCCAAGUCCAAGUCUAGGUCCAGAAGCCACACCCCUGCCUCCAAAAGAGGGUCCAGGUCCAGGUCUAAAAGCCAGCCCAAGUCCGCAGCAGAAAACGGAGGUGAAACCCCGUAGAGAUCUGCACAUCAGCAGCAGUUUCAGGUGAUGACGUCAGAACUUCUUAGACAGGAUCCCACACGAGCGACGUGUCCAGCUGUUAAAGGUUAUUACUGUGUUACCUGUUGCUUUGUUCUUUCACUUAUUUGGCCUCAGUACAGCUUUUUUUUUUUUUUUUUCAUGUCAUCUAUGUGCUGUGAUUUUUAUUUUACUUUUCAUAACAUUUUUAUCAUUUAUAAAAAGGGUGGAAGUCGUGUUUAGACACGACUUCAGAUGGGUUCACUCUGCAGCCUGUAUCACAGAGUGUGUUCCGCAGAGUCUCGCUUGCUUUUGAGUUUCUUCUUUGCAAACAUUCAUAUUGUAGAAAUGUUGACCUGGGGCGGGGGGGGGCUGCUGUUUUAUACUAGCUUCUCUGUAAUCUCACUCUCUGAUACAGGCGUCAAAAUAAUGAGACAUAAACAUCAGGCCCUCACUAAGAACGCCAAAAUGCAUUUUUCAAUAUGGAAUAAAAAAGACAUCCAAAGUGACCCAAAGCAUAAAAAAUGUGAAGAAAAUCUUUUUAGUUUUCCCUUGAUUCAGCCCUCACACACCAGUAUACUCGUUAAAUUGAAGUAAUUCCUCAUUAACAACAAUGAAUGCUUCCUUCCUUUGGUUGCUGCUGCUCAGGGUGUUGUCUGUGUAGUCAGGACAGUCGUUUAUUCUAACUCAAGUUAAAUAUAAUCACAUGUGAAGUCCAGUAAAUUGAGUGAAACUUAAAGUGUGGGUAAAGGUCAUCAAUGUGUAGAAUGUGUCAUGUCCAAUUUUAAGGUAUCACUCGUCUCCUCGAGUCAUUUUAUUUUAAAGGAUAUCAUUCUCUGCACUCUUAGACUCUGUGUUUUGUUCUUCAUGUUUUCUUUUUUUAAUUUCUGAUCCUAAUCCUGCCUGUAUGUGUUUUUGUGCACUAGGCGCAGUUGUGUAGCAGUUGAGUAUUGCUGGUUAGCUGUUAAGGUGGCGUGUUGCUCUGCUGAGUGCUUGGAUGUAUCCAGUAUUCUCCAGAAAGCUCCUGUGACUACCAGUGGUACGGUCGCUGCAGUCUCAUGCUCUGUACCAUCAAAAGUUUAUUUCCCAUGUGAUCGAAAAAUGAGACCUUCAAUAAAGAGUUAUUUGGUA
Messenger RNA from Paralichthys olivaceus (Japanese flounder), 1913 nucleotides. It is a transcript of the gene srsf2b, whose product is annotated as serine and arginine rich splicing factor 2b. Gene Ontology annotation, molecular function: RNA binding. The record is from RefSeq and is a predicted model, not a curated record. Lineage: Eukaryota; Metazoa; Chordata; Actinopteri; Pleuronectiformes; Paralichthyidae.